AUGAUCCCUCAUUCUUCUGCCGGCGUCCAAUCGUGGGCGAAUUCUAUGCGCCCCCUCAAUAGCGGCCCGGGACGUGUGGAGGCCCCUCAGGCUCUGGGUCAGCCGUCUGACCCCCAGCCCGAGAAGUUGCCCAUGUCCGUCCCGCCGUCGCAACCCCGACAGCCGGCAGUGAUCGACCUGACAAGCGCCGGCGGAGAUGCGCGGGACCGAGAACCCCCGGCGAAGCGACUGCGGCUGGAUUUGUCCGCUGCCUCGGCCGCUCGAGAUGGCAGUCCGGCGUCGGGGAGCACCGGAGAAGCAAGAAGUACCCCGGGAACCGCCACCUCGAAGCCGCCUGCGCUGGCCUGGCGCGGUCGACCCGUGUGGUCCUUCCAGGCUUUAAUUUCUGAGACACCCGGGGGUAGUGGUGGGGGUAGUGCUGCCGGUGGCGUAGAGAUCAAAGAGGAGGAUGCGACUGAUGUCGCGCAAGGUGGAAAGGUAUCCCCGCCUCCGUUGCCGGUUCUGCCCUGGAAGUAUGCUCCUCCGCAACAAGCCGGGGCCAAUGCGGCCAAGUCUCGGGAUAGUUCGCCCUCGAAGGCCGUACAGACCACUCCCUAUCAUAUUGAAGUUCCGACUGUGGCGCCAGCCAUCAAAGGCGACAAGGUUGCGGAUUUCUCGCCGUGGUCUGGAAACCACCCGGAAGAUGUUUUAAACGAACAGACCGCAAAACAGGGCCAUUACGACCGCACCCAAGUCUCCCAGAACGAAUCCAACACCGCGCGCCCAUCCUUAUAUGCGCAACUAAAGCACCGCUCCGGUCUCCAGAUGCUCUCAUCGGUUUUCUCGGCCGCUCUGGAAAAGAGGCAGAAUCAUAACAUGGUCAACGCGCCGUCAACGUUCAAACCGCCGCCACGGGUUACUCUGACGGACAAUAAACGAGAAGCCUGGCUUCGCGACCUAGCCAAUCCGUCGGUUCCACUACGUAAACUGAGUCGAACGAUCCCUCAUGGUAUCAGAGGCAAAUCAUUGCUGGACCAGUGUCUGAGCAAAUGGAUUCCCGUCAGCCGCGCCGUCUGGUUAGCCAAGUGUGUCGGAGCCAACGAAAUCCGCGCGUUUAAAAGGAAAGGCACCAGUGGGGCCCUGGCUGUCGGCCUGGAGGCCAAAUGGGUUCGCGACUGGACUGCAACUGUACAGCAAUUCCUGGAAGGCGUGAUCAGUGUCUGCGGAUCUUCCGACUGGAAACUGAAGAUGACUUAUGCAGUCAGUCUCACUGCUCGUUUGUUCUUCGAGCGACUGCUUGAUCAUGACCAGUAUCUCGGAUGGUUUCUCACUUCCCUGGAAACGUCUUCAUCUAAUACCGUCCCCGUUUGGCUCUUGAUGCUUGGCAUUUAUUGGGACAACAUCAUGCGAUACAGGAAGCGUGGACGACGACUUGCUGAGGUGUUGCUUGCGAAGUUGCAGCGUAUAUCCAAACCGGAGCAAGUCGUACCUCUCCGACCGCUGGUCGAUCGCUUGUCUCUGUAUAUUCGCAGGCUUGUGCUUGAACACACAUCCUCCGUCAUACUCCCGAAAUCAUGGGAGAAGUAUAAAGACCUCAUUUCAUCAUGCCUAAACAUGAAAGACAACGUCCAUAAAGCAAUUUUUCAAAACCUUGCAGAGCGGAAUGCGAGGGUGCAGGCCCCUAAAUGCCAACAGGAAACGACACAGCGCUCGCCACAACAACGUGUGAUCCAUCUCUUCGACUCGAUCCGUUCCACUCACGAGAUCUCCUCGACCUCGAGCGAAUGCCUCAAGACUAUCGAAGAUAAAUCGGUCCUGGUUAGCAAACUUCUGGAAUGGACUGCUACCCCCUUUCGCUACGGUCUUUGCCGUGUAUAUACUGGUGUUCGUCUUUUGCGGAAGUGGAAAAUGUCCGGAGUCGACAUCGACUCGUACAUUCUUUCGUUUCUCGCCGGGACCAAAACGAACCCUGCCUUGAACAUGGAGAACAUAUAUCAUAUUAUUUCGGAGCUUGUGCGAUCUCAGACAUUUUCCGUCGGUCGAUAUCUGCAGUGGCUGAUGGCUCGGGGCGUCACGAGCGAUUUCCAUCCCGACACACGACAGGCCAUAUCGAACGAUCUCUAUCUUUUAAAACAGCUGCCGACGGCGCGACUUCCGGAACAUGUGCGUAAUCUUCGGAAUACACUUCUCUACCGUGCUGGCAUCUCGGCCGCGGAGGAGGAGUCUACUAUCGAAGAGAUUAAAGCAUCCGUGGCCCAGCGACUCCCAAAGAUCUUUGGGACCGAGAUGAGCAGCUUGAUGCCUAGUGAACCCCAGUCUGCGGACCUGACGUGGGCUGUAAAGUCCGAAAUCGGUCAGUGGAUGCGGCGCGGGAUCUCGGUGCAUUACCGUGAGUCGCAAAGAAAAUUUAGUGGCCAUUCCUUCCUCUCUGGGUCCAGUGUUUCUGCCCUCACCCCUGUGGAAUUCUACAACGUCCGGGACAUCUUGGAGAGCUUUGGGGAUCUAUCUAUACUUGCCGAUGUUCUCAAGCAAGCUACAAACUGCGAUGACAAUAUUGUUCUGGCAUCUGUUGCUGACACCAUCAAUUAUCACUUUGACUCUUUGUGUGUUAUUGGUGCCACGACGGAUCUCUUCCGCGGACUUGUUGAAUCGUAUGCUCGUAUUAAGAGACUAGGCACCCCAAGUCUGGACUUGGUAUUUUCACUCAUCGAGCUAGGCCUCCGGCUGCCCAACGAGUUCAACACCGUUGCCCUUCUCCGUCAAGAUCUAUCACGCAUUGAAAACAGGUCGGCUUUGGCGGCCCCGUCUCCACUGUCGGAUAGCAUCCCGCCCAGCUUCAGUGAAAUCGAUAGGACUUACCAAGGGAAGCUAGAUCAGAUCCUGUCCUCGGGGAGUGGGAUGGAUGAAUCCACAAUGGACACAGUCUUCAACUCCCUCACCAAGACCUUGACAUGUAGCGGUGGGGAGGGAAAGCUGUCUGCCAACGAGACUUGUAGGUACUUGGCCUACUUGCGGCCUUUCCACCCCAAGCAUUUCGAUUCCAUGUUGGUUCGUUGGAUAUGCGGCCUUUUCAAGUCCUCCGCGCAGGGCAUCAUGUCUCGCAUCUUACCUCCCCUUAUUGGGGUCGGGUGUGUCACCAUCCACGCGUUCUUGCUCCUAGUCAAAAGACUUAUGCAGUCUGACAGAGUGACUGCGGUGGUUCCUAACUUGUCUGAUCUGCGCAUGGACCUUCUCGACCUCCUCGUUCCUCCCCAGCCCGAACAGGGACGGUGCUUCGAUCUGGUUACCUAUCGCUUUUAUCUUGCGCAGCAGGAGUUCCUGCUGAAGCACCCGGAGGAAACUCUCGAAGUUAUUCGUGACGCCAUUAUCUUGAUUGAGCAACGGGAGCAAGAGACUGGGCCUCAUUCUAAACGUGACAACCUCGAAAAAUGCGCCAUCAGUUUACUCCAGGUCAUGCUUACUCAGGACCCUCCGGUCGUCGUGCAAUACUGUUUGCAAAAGUUCCUUGGGCAGCAGAAUUUGUCUACUGCGGUGCUGCAAAAGGCCACCGAUCAUCUCCUAGGAUCUGAUUCCUCACGUGGUCCGCAAGAUAUUCCUGAGGCUGAACGGAUUAUCCUCAUGACUGAUGAUUUUUCGCUCCCGUUCUGCCAGCUGAAACUCCAGAUGUUGUUCAACGUUGAAUCUGGAGAAGCCAGCAAGAAUGGCAUUGUUGAUGUGAUGUUCAAUGCUGCAGUGAAAGAAUCACGUUCCAAAGGCACUAACUGGGUUGGACUUGUGGGUCUGAUGAGUCAGGAUGCAGUUCGUCAGAUUCGCGAACGAGCCGAGAAAGAAUUUCUUUCCGUUCCCAUGUUCGAGGACCCCCCGGAACAGGAUACUUCAAAGGACAAGUCUAGUUCUCUGGAGACUGCAAAGCUGUAUCUCGCGAUUGUUGAGAAGCUGGCGUACAGCAUCCCUGAAACUGGAGUCCCAUCCGUGGUGCCUGUGAUCGUCGACAAGAUGGACGCGCUUCUCCACAGGCUUGUCACCAUGCAAACCAACUUCAACAGUUUGACCGUCAAUAGCCGUGGCGCCUCCGCGGCACAUUUGGUUCAAGCUCGCCUGACUUUCGAGCGAGCGCUGGCGUUCUGGUUUUCCGCCCUGCUCAGGAUGGUGGUUAUGCACCGAGCCGCAUUCAGUAGCGGAUCUUCCCUUGCACCGAAGCCCCAUGGCGUUCAAGAGCAGACUCGGUUACUGAUCUCCAUUUUCUGCGUCUCUCUCGCGCGCCUCCCGGACAAUGUUCUGCGUCUUUUCCCAGCUGCGGACUACUUCCCUCACCGCGUGCCGUCCGAAGGAUAUCGACCCUGUCCUGGGAUCCUGCUCCAAACCCACGCAUUGGAUGUUGCCGCCUCUCUCAUCGACGUCUUUCCUGACGAGUCCCGGCAGCACUGUGCCCGGUUUCUCAAAGAGAAAUGCCCCCCGUUCAUCCAAUACCAGAACGACCUGCGCUUCCUCUACCUCCUCGGUCCCAUGAACGAUGCUCCUCCCUUGAAUAUCACACAACCAGCCUCCCUUCCCUCCCCUGCCGGCGGCGGAUCGACGCCCACACCAACCCCGUCCGGAUCUCUAGGCGGCGGACCGUCCGCUCAGCAACCGCCGACCCCGGCUCCUACAGGGAUGCCUAGCGGCGUCCCGGAGGGAGUCAACUGCGUUGCCAGCCAGCUCCGCUUACAAUACCGGGGCCGAACCAUGGGGCCCUACCCAGUUCGACCUUGGGAAUUGCUCGAGGAUGCCGCCCCGAUCGUGGGUGUCAAUGACACCGCGGUGAACUUGAAAUACUUUGAUGCUCGACGCGUGCGAGCAUAA
Molecule: messenger RNA, 4821 nt
Organism: Aspergillus steynii IBT 23096
Lineage: Eukaryota; Fungi; Ascomycota; Eurotiomycetes; Eurotiales; Aspergillaceae
Product: RNA polymerase II transcription mediator
Exons: 8
Coding region: 1-4821 (1606 amino acids)
Biological process (GO): regulation of transcription by RNA polymerase II
Cellular component (GO): mediator complex
Molecular function (GO): transcription coregulator activity
Source: RefSeq, a predicted model, not a curated record